Cynara cardunculus var. scolymus (artichoke) is the source of this 1032-nucleotide messenger RNA. RefSeq names its product heavy metal-associated isoprenylated plant protein 3-like. Lineage: Eukaryota; Viridiplantae; Streptophyta; Magnoliopsida; Asterales; Asteraceae. Gene Ontology annotation, molecular function: metal ion binding. The transcript is spliced from 5 exons. The record is from RefSeq and is a predicted model, not a curated record. The coding region runs from base 1 to 990 and encodes 329 amino acids.
AUGGCGAAGAAGAAGAAUCAAAACAACAACAAUGAGAACGAGGACGAGAAUCAGAAUGAGAAUGAGAAUGGCGACGAAGGCUGCGGCGGUGGAAAGAAGCAGAAAGCCACCGCCACUGGUGUUACAGUGGUGGUUUUCAAAAUGGACCUGCAUUGCGAAGGAUGCGCCGGCAGAGUCGUUAAAGCAAUUCGUGCUCUGGAUGGUGUAGAGUCUGUGAGGAUAGGUGACAGUGAGUUAAGCAAAAUCACGGUGAUCGGUAACCUCGAUCCGGUGAAACUCCGGCAGAAGGUGGAGGAGAAAACCAAUAAAAAGGUGGAACUUAUUUCUCCAACUGCUAAAAAGAACAACGAUGGUGACAAUACCAUCCAAUCUGGCGGCGGCGGAGACAAUAAGAAACAGCAAAGGCAACCACCAUCUCUUGAGAAGCCGGCAAAAACCGCCGUCAAGAAAGACGAGAAAAAACCCAAAGAGAUUCCGGUGACGACGGCAGUGCUCAAGGUUCCGUUGCACUGUCAGGGGUGCGUCCGGCGGAUUCAUAAACUUGUCACCAAGACUAAGGGGUAUAUGGAGAUGUCGAUCGAUAAGAACAAGGAUUUGGUGAUGGUGAAAGGGGCGAUCGAUAUGAAGUUAUUGGUGGAGGCUCUCCAGCAUAAACUGAGGAGGGCUGUGGAGAUUGUUCCUCAGAAGAAAGAUGGCGGUGCCGGCGAUGAUGGCGGUGAGAAGAAAGGGAAGGGUGGUGGUGGUGAGAAGAAGGGGAAAGACAAUGACGGAGAGGGGAAGGGCGGUGAGAAGAAGGGAAAAGGCGGCGGCGGCGGCGGCGAAGGAAAUGAUGGUGGUGGGAAGACGACAGAGGUGUUGAAGAUGGAGAAUCACGGAGCUCCAACUGUAUUUCCGUAUCCACAAUAUGCGUACGGGUCGGGUUAUGCAGAUUACGUGCAUGCCCCUCAAUUGUUUAGCGAUGAGAACCCACAUGCUUGUAGUCUCAUGUGAUGGACCAAGGCUAAAAAUGUAAAUUCAGAAUCGGGUUGAUUG